AUGGCUUCUUCUUCCGCCUUUAACAAUUACAUCGUUGACUCCGCUAUGGGGCCUACCUGCAGCCGGCAAGUUCCUCCAGGCUCCUUUGGCGUGCCCGCGCGCAGCGGGCACGGUCACUUCUGUGCCUGUGACAGGUGCCCACACCUGCAAGUCUUCCGUAGUAUAGUGGUCAGUAUGUGA
This is a messenger RNA of Chaetomium globosum CBS 148.51, 180 nucleotides long. RefSeq lists its product as uncharacterized. NCBI's taxonomy places the organism in Eukaryota, Fungi, Ascomycota, Sordariomycetes, Sordariales, Chaetomiaceae. The record is from RefSeq and is a predicted model, not a curated record. The transcript is spliced from 2 exons. Bases 1 to 180 code for a protein of 59 amino acids.